ACAACACACGUCUUUCACUUCCGCUUCUUUUCUCUUGAGAAUUUUAAUUAGUGUUUCUUUUGCAGUGCUCUGAUUAAAGUGUUUUCGAUUCAGAUCCACCAUUGCAGCCAACGAUGAGUUCUCCGACUAGUUGCCGGUGAAUUGGGUAUAUGGUUGAUCACAAACUUUAUUGAUGCUUUCAGACUGCACAUACUCCAUGGCUUUCACCAAAGGUUUUGGCGUCUACGGGUUCGUUUUGUAGUGUUGCCUUAUCAGGUUUUGUUUACGUCUUCAACAACGGCUUUACUAUUUGAUAUUGAAAGAAAAAAUGAAGGGAGGUUUUUGUUUUAUCCGUUGCUGGUUAGAGAGGAUUUGAAGCAGCGCUAGCUGCCGAGGUCUGGUGAUGGACACCUAUUCCUCUGGAGAAGACUUGAUUAUUAAGACGAGGAAGCCUUAUACAAUCACUAAGCAACGAGAGCGAUGGACAGAGGAGGAGCAUAAUAGGUUUCUAGAAGCCCUGAAGCUCUAUGGACGUUGGCAACGCAUAGAAGGAACAAAGACUGCUGUGCAGAUCAGAAGUCAUGCUCAAAAGUUCUUUUAAGGUCAAUCGCUGGAGAAGGAGGCUCAUUCCAAAGGAGUUCCAAUAGGACAAGCUAUUGACAUUGACAUUCCUCCUCCUCGCCCCAAAAGAAAACCACAUAAUCCUUAUCCCCGGAAGACCUACACAGCUGCUUCCACAUUGCAAGUUGGGACGAGGGAUGUGAAAACUCCAAAGCCAGUUUCUUCUCUGCGUUGUAAACAACUACUGGACUUGGAAAAAGAACCAAUUUCUGAGAAACUUGAUGGAGAUGAGAAGCUAACUAAUACAAAAGAAAAUCAGGAUGACAAUUGCUCAGAAGUCUUUACCCUACAACAAGAAGCUCACUGUUCCUCUGUUUCUUCAGUAAACAAAAACUCUAUACCAAAACCACUGGGGCUCAGAAACUCAUGCACUUUUAGGGAUUUUGUUCCUGUGCUGAAAGAGGUAGCAAAUCAGGAUGAAACAUAUGAAUCCCACGUCACAGUUGAACUUAAGGGAAAUGAAAAGAUUGAUAAACCUGAUGCCAAACAGGCUUUUCAGGACAAUCGCACAAGUAAGGCAUCGACCUUGGAAAACUCUAGCCGAGGACAUGAGAUAGUUCAAGGUGAGAAAACAAAUGACUUUAAAGAUGCAUUGCAGACAGAUGAGAUGCAAGCUACACUUAACUACCCUAGGCAUGUUUCUGUGCACAUCUUAGAUGAGAGCCUUGGAACAGGUACUCAAUCUCCUUCAGAUAUGCCAAUGCAAGAGUCCAUAUUUCACCCCACGGGAGAAGUUCAUGUAAAUCCUAAUUUAUUCACAAAUUCAGCUGCAUCUGCUACUAAUGAACAUCAGAGUAAUGUUCCAUCAUCAACUCAUCCAUCAUUUCCAUCUUUUCAUCCUCCCUUUACCCCGAUUCACCAAAAUCAAGAUGACUAUAGAUCAAUUCUCCACAUCUCCUCCACCUUUUCAAAUCUUGUUGUGUCUACUCUGUUACAAAACCCUGCAGCCCAUGCUGCAGCAAGCUUUGCAGCAACAUUUUGGCCUUAUGCAAGUGUGGGAAAUUUUGCAGAUUCUCCUGCAUGUCCACAGGGAGGCUUUCCAUCUAGACAAAUGAACUCUGCUCCAAGUAUGGCAGCUGUAGCAGCUGCCACUGUAGCAGCCGCCACUGCAUGGUGGGCAGCCCAUGGACUGCUUCCCUUGUGUGCUCCUCUUCAUGCUGCUUUUACCUGCCCUCCAUCUACAACAGCAGUUCCAUCAAUGGAUCCUGGUCAAGCUCCAGCAGCCAAAACAGAGAGAAAAGAGAAUACUACUCCAAAUCCUCCCUUGGAUGAUCAUCAGCUGGAGCCAGAAUAUUCUGAGGCUUUGCAAGCUCAGCAUUCAGCCUGUAAAUCACCUGUUGUAUCAACAUCGGACUCUGAAGAGAGUGCAAGUGCAAAGCUUAAUGCUGGAUCAAAAGCUGCUGAACAUGAGAAGGCUGCUGAAGAAAAUGUGCUUAAUGAUUCAGACAAAACAAAGAACAGAAAACAAGUGGACCGCUCCUCGUGUGGUUCGAACACACCUUCUAGCAGUGAAGUUGAGACAGACGCACUUGAAAAGCAUGAGAAAGGCAAAGAAGAAUCAAAAGAAGAAUCAAAAGAAGAUGAUCCAAACCAACCGGCCGCUGAUUGUAGUACUCGUCGCACUAGAAGCAGCAUCAACGUUAGCGAUUCUUGGAAGGAAGUUUCUGAAGGGGGACGGCUGGCAUUUCAAGCACUCUUCUCCAGGGAGGUAUUGCCACAAAGCUUUUCACCUCCAUAUGAUAUGAAGGACAUGCCACAGAAGGAUAACACAGAAGUAGAUAAGCAAAAUGGCAAAGAUAAAGAUGGAGGAGAUGCAUCAACUUUAGAUCUGAACACCAAGACAUGGGCUUCAUGUUGUGGCGAACAAGAGAUGGAGAAUAUUGCAAUGUGUAGAGGCGAGAAGAAUGGGGAGGAGGGGCUGCUGACAUUUGCAAUUGGAUAUGGAAAGCUGAAGAGUCGUCGAACAGGUUUUAAACCAUACAAAAGGUGUUCAGUGGAGGCUAAGGAAAACAGACUAGUUAAUUUGAGCAACCAAACUGAAGAAAAAGGCCCAAAGAGGAUACGUUUGGAAGGAGAGGCCUCGAACUUAGAGAUUUGAUGUAAGCAUGCAAUUAAGCAAAGGAAACUUUUGUUACUUUGCAUGUAUUUCUAAUUUUCCCCUUUAUCUAUUUUCCUUUGGUGUUUAAUAUCAGGUCGUGUAGGUGUGUGUACUAUAUUUGCUUUGCUACAUUGGCUCAUUUACUUUCUGGAACUCUUGCAACUAUGUUUAAAUCUCUUUUUAAUAGACAGAGUCAGCCAAGACUCAUUAAGUAUUGAAUGGGCCCUGAUCUGCCUUCUUAGCCCCAAA
Molecule: messenger RNA, 2947 nt
Organism: Pistacia vera
Lineage: Eukaryota; Viridiplantae; Streptophyta; Magnoliopsida; Sapindales; Anacardiaceae
Product: protein LHY-like
Molecular function (GO): DNA binding
Source: RefSeq, a predicted model, not a curated record